CUACGGCCAUUUGUUCCCUUCUCGUCCUUCCCUUUCACAAACUCCCUCGUCCUACCAGACUUGGGCUGUCAGCUGACGUCUCUGACCCAAAGACGUCCAAAUUCUCUUUCCACUGACGCCAAUUCCGUUUCUGCAUUGACUGCACUUUUUGACGCUUCUUUCCACCGGCCCACCCCUUUUGGAAGUACCCUUCGUGCCGGCUUCGAGAUAUCUUCCAAAAGACGGGAAAGAAUAACGAAAACUCAAACAAAUAAACACAUACGACUUAGUGUCUGAUCGACUGCCUCGACCAAUCUUCUUGUAGGCGAUUCACUCUCGAUAACGCGCAAACGUGCCACGUUCUCUUUUGACUCCCGGUAAACUUGCUGUGCAACUUGGGGGAUAUUGGAAGUAGGACAGCCAAUCACGACGACAGGUCAACAAAACCACACACUCUCUCUUUACCUUCUGGUCUGAGCCUCUCACAUCUUCGAACUAAACCUUCGCCAUGGCCGCUGGAGGCGCGAAGCAGUCUCCCGAGGAGCAACAGGCGGCUAUCGAUGCCGCCAACGAGAACGUCUCCCUCUCCAAUUAUCUGUACUACAUCUGCGCUGCCAUUGCCGCAGCUGUCAUCAUCUGGAGAGUGUGGACCGUCAUCGUCAGAUAUGUUCGUACCGUCGCCUGUCUCAACAACGACAACCAGCGGUACUUUGCCCAGUCGGACUCUAAGGUCUCCUGGAUGAAGAAGAACAUCCUCUACGCUCCGGUUAUGAGCAAACGACACAACCGCGAAAUUCAGCUCAGCGCUGCUAUCAACGUUGGCACCCUGCCCAGCCGACUCCAGCUGCUAUUUCUGACCGGUUACUUCGCCACGAACAUCGCUUUCUGUGUCAUCAACAUCCCCUUCGCCGGCUCUUUUGCCGCAGCCGCCUCGCAGCUUAGAAACCGUACUGGUACCUUGGCUGUUGUGAAUAUGAUUCCCUUGUUCCUGAUGGGUGGCCGAAAUAACCCUUUGAUUCCCAUGCUCGGCAUGUCCUUCGACACUUUCAACUUGCUGCAUCGUUGGUUCGGUCGUAUUGUCGUUCUGGAAGCUCUUGCUCACACCCUGGCUUGGAUGGCCAACACCGCCAACAAGAGCAGCUGGCAAACCGCCAUCACCUCAGCAACGACCGUUCCCUUCUUGCUCUUCGGCUUUGUUGCUACAUGCGCCUUCGUGGCCAUCUUGAUCCAGGCUUCUAGCCCGAUCAGACACGCUUUCUACGAGACGUUCAAGCUCCUUCACAUUUUGCUUGCCAUCACAGCUGUUGUUGGUACCUGGUACCAUUUGCAGAUGAAGGCUCUGCCCCAGCUCAAGUAUAUGUGGCCCGUAAUCAUCUUCUGGGCCGGUGACCGCGUCUGGCGUGCCUGGAGGGUAUUUUACGGCAACGUCGGGCACGGAGGCAGCAAGGCUCUUGUUGAAGCUCUUCCCGGCAACGCAUGCCGUGUUACGGUCACGAUGGCUCGACCCUGGACCUUUGGACCUGGCCAGCAUGCUUACAUGUACAUGCCAUCCCUCAGCUUGUUGCAGUCUCAUCCCUUUUCCGUCGCUUGGAGUGAGGAGGCUGAGGAUCCUAUGGCCGAGAAGGGUUCUCUUAACCGUCAAGACAUUCUUGCCAUGCGCAAGACUACCAUGUCCUUCAUCAUUCGCGCUCGCACCGGAAUGACCGACACACUGUAUCGCAAGGCCGCUGCUUGUCCCGAGGGCAAGAUGACUACGACAUGCAUGGUAGAGGGACCCUAUGGUGGACUGCACAGCAUGCGCUCUUAUGGUACCGUCAUGCUAUUUGCUGGUGGUGUUGGCAUUACUCAUCAAGUACCUCACGUCCGCGAUCUCGUCGCCGGCUAUGCGAACGGAACUGUCGCCGCGAGAAAGGUUAUUCUCAUCUGGACCAUCCAGAGCCCUGAGCAUCUUGAGUGGAUUCGACCUUGGAUGACGGAGAUCCUGGCGAUGGAGAAACGCAGAGAUGUUCUCCGUAUCAUGCUCUUCGUCAGUCGGCCAAGAUCGACCAAGGAGAUUCACAGCCCCUCGUCUACUGUCCAAAUGUUCCCUGGCCGCCCCAACAUCGAGACGCUCAUCAAGGCGGAGCAGGAGUCGCAGGUUGGCACUAUGGGCAUCAGUGUCUGCGGUCCUGGCGCUCUUAGCGAUGAGGUGCGCCGCGCCGUUCGCGAUCGGCAGCACGACUCGGCCAUUGACUUCAACGAGGAGGCUUUCUCGUGGUAAGAUGGACAGAACAUGGUCUCAUAAUUGCAGCAGGGACGCAAUGAAGCUUCAAGCGCGUUUGCGCAAGAAGAGGUCCACAUGAUGCGAAGCAACAUCGAUUAAGACAUGAGCAAAGGGUGAAUUA
Molecule: messenger RNA, 2363 nt
Organism: Colletotrichum godetiae
Lineage: Eukaryota; Fungi; Ascomycota; Sordariomycetes; Glomerellales; Glomerellaceae
Product: ferric reductase like transmembrane component
Exons: 3
Coding region: 488-2239 (583 amino acids)
Biological process (GO): iron ion transport; intracellular iron ion homeostasis; copper ion import
Cellular component (GO): plasma membrane
Molecular function (GO): ferric-chelate reductase activity
Source: RefSeq, a predicted model, not a curated record